Messenger RNA from Dermatophagoides pteronyssinus (European house dust mite), 608 nucleotides. RefSeq names its product tyrosyl-DNA phosphodiesterase 2-like. Lineage: Eukaryota; Metazoa; Arthropoda; Arachnida; Sarcoptiformes; Pyroglyphidae. The record is from RefSeq and is a predicted model, not a curated record.
UUCAUUUCAUUCAUAAUCCAUUAUUAUCAUACUUAAGAUCAUCAUUAAGCUCUUUGUCAUUUUGUCAACCAUGAAUAAUGAUAAUAACGUUGAUCAACAGAAAUUGAUUGAUGAAUUUAUGCUUGUUACCGAAGGUAAUUUAGAAACGGCCCGAAAAUAUUUGAUAAAACAUUCAUGGAAAGUUGUUGAAGCUAUUAAUGAUUAUUUUGAAUGGAUGCAUGAUGAUUAUUGUCGUCAAGAAAAAGAGAAACAACAACAGGAUGGUAAAAAUGUCGAUGUCGAAGAUAAUAACGAUGAUGAUGAUUAUAAUGAUCCUGUAAACAAAAAAGCUAAAAUUCAACAUGAUAAGAAUGAUAAUCAACUUCGUUUAUUUCGUCAUAUAACAUAUAAUAUUGAUAGUUUGAAUGAAAAAAAUCUUUCGAUUCGAAUCAAAGCUAUUUGUAAGAUAAUUUUGGAUGAAAAAGCUACCAUCGUAUUUUUACAAGAAGUUCAUAUACUGAAGAAAAUCUAUCAAGAACAUGGUUAUCGUGGUUUAUUUACCGGUAUUGUACCAAGAUUAAUAAGAGUUGCACCUGCAUGUGCAAUUAUGAUUAGUUCAUAUGAAGCAG